AUGAAGAACUGGACAGAUGUGUCUGAAUUCAUUCUCCUGGGUCUAACCAAGGACCACAGGCUGCAACAGGUUCUCUUCACACUUUUCCUGCUGUUCUAUGUAGCCUGUCUGUUAGGAAAUGGGGCCAUUCUGGCAGUCACCCUGGCUGAGCCUCGUCUCCGCAGCCCCAUGUAUUUUUUUCUGGGAAACCUUUCUUGUUUGGAUAUAUGCUACUCUACAGUGACUAUGCCAACAGUGCUAACUGGCUUCCUUAUAGAGCAUCAGUCUAUCUCCUUUAUCGGCUGCCUCACUCAACUGCACUUCUUCCACUUCCUGGGCAGUAGUGAGGCUGUGCUGCUGGGCGUCAUGGCAUAUGAUCGUUAUGUAGCUAUCUGCAAUCCUCUGCGUUAUACUGUCAUCAUGAAUAAAUGGGCUUGUGUUACACUAGCUGGGGCGACGUGGGCUGCUGGCUUCUGUCAUGCUUUGAUGCACACAGUGGUGACCUCUCAGUUAUGGUUCUGUGGCCCUAAUCUUGUCCCACACUUUUUUUGUGAUAUCAAGCCCCUCCUCAAAUUAGCUUGCAGUAGCACAACCCUCAACUUCCUCCUGCUGAAAGUUGUAACUGGUACUAUUGCCCUCAGCCCCUUCUUUUUCACACUUCUCUCCUAUUUUUACAUCAUCUCCUUCCUCUUCUUUAAGGUCCAAUCAUGGCGGAACCGUUGGAAAGCCUUCUCCACCUGUGCAUCCCAUCUGAGUGUUGUGGCAAUCUUCUAUAUUCCAGUACUAUCCAACUACAUGCUUGCUUCUGCCAGUGGCUCUUCUGAGAAAGACAUGAUCAUUUCUGUGUUAUACAGUCUCAUCACACCAGUUUUAAAUCCCCUGAUCUACACACUUAGGAAUCAAGAAGUUAAAUUUGCUAUAAGAAAGAUUCUAAACAAAAAUCUCCCUUUCAAGAGGGGUUAA
Python bivittatus (Burmese python) is the source of this 942-nucleotide messenger RNA. Its product is annotated as olfactory receptor 12D1-like. The record is from RefSeq and is a predicted model, not a curated record. Gene Ontology annotation, molecular function: G protein-coupled receptor activity; olfactory receptor activity. Gene Ontology annotation, biological process: G protein-coupled receptor signaling pathway. Gene Ontology annotation, cellular component: membrane. Lineage: Eukaryota; Metazoa; Chordata; Lepidosauria; Squamata; Pythonidae.